This is a messenger RNA of Paramormyrops kingsleyae, 5103 nucleotides long. It is a transcript of the gene arhgap45b, whose product is annotated as Rho GTPase activating protein 45b. Gene Ontology annotation, molecular function: GTPase activator activity. Gene Ontology annotation, cellular component: membrane. The record is from RefSeq and is a predicted model, not a curated record. Gene Ontology annotation, biological process: signal transduction; activation of GTPase activity. NCBI's taxonomy places the organism in Eukaryota, Metazoa, Chordata, Actinopteri, Osteoglossiformes, Mormyridae.
UCUCUCCCUUCUUCCUUCCCCCUUAUGAGCAACUUGCGUGUAAGACGCUUUAUUUCCGAGUCUCUUCGCUGGUUUCUAGGUCGCAUGGCGUUAUAUUGCAAAUGAGUAUUUUUUGAGUCAAGUAAGGUUAUUCUCAGUAAUGGGCUCUAUUUUCAUAGCAGCGAUGCCCUUUCGUUAGUUUCUGUUGGCUGGCGCUGACACGGACCGGUCGCGGUACCUUAAUUCCGGACUCCGAGCCCGGCUGCUAUGAGGCGCUUCACCUCGUCCUGAUUAACUUAUUACAGUGUGAAUUAAGGGCCAUGAUGAAACGUGGGGUCGGGGGCAAAUCGAGCUAUAGUCCGUACUCAGUUACUGACCACAAGAGCAAGAAGGGCGAACCGAAGGGGAAAAGCAAGCUGGACAUCCUGCCGAAUAAACCCAACGUGUGGCUCAAGCAGCUGUCAGUUCUCCAGGAGCAGCCUGCCCAGGACGUGCUGGAUCCCCCCAACGCUUCCCCCUCCAGCCAUUCGAACCCGUCCCCCUCCUGCCCGGGGACCCCCCUGACCCAGCAUGCCCGGCUACCCGGAAGCGCCUCCCCCAUGGCCACUCUCAGGCGUUCCUCCACCUGCCACCAGUCCAGCACCGCCGGCUUCCCCGUGCAGUCCUGGGUUUUCAGCAAAGGCCUCCGAAGAGGCGUCGCCGCUCCGGACGCCCCCCCGGAUUGCGGCGAGGGGCCGGCAAUCGAGGCGGAGGACAUCCCCGCGCUGCUCCAGGAGGUGGCCUGCUUUGCCGAGGCCGUGGAGAAGCUGAAAGACGUGGUGCUGGCAGGAGACGAGCGGGAGAACCGGCAGGCCCUGGCUCACGAGUGUCUGGGAGAGGUGCUGCGGAUCCUGAGGCAGGUGUUUGGAGCAUACCCCCUCCUCAACACAGUGGAGACCCUCACUGCAGCCGGCAGACUCAUCUCCAAGGUGAAAGGGUUCCAUUAUGAAGGCUGCAGCGACAUGGAGAAGAAGGACUUUGAGAAGGCUGUGGAGAUGAUCGCCGUGGCUUUCAGCAGCAGUGUGUCAGAGUUGCUGAUGGGGGAGGUGGAUAGCAGCACCCUCCUCUCCCUACUGCCUACCGAGAGGAGCAGGUCUUUGGAGAACCUGUACGGAUCCGUGUCGGGCAAGGGGACAAACUCAUCGCUAAGUCCGAACGACCCUCCACAUACCACCCUGAGCGCCGAGGAGGUGGACAUCGUCCUGCAGCGCAGUGAGGGGGGGGUGGAGUCCGCCCUGGGCUACGCCAAGGGGCUCUCCAAGUGCAUGAAGGACGUGAUUGGCUACGUGGAGAAAAGAUCAGCUCUAGAGAUGGAAUUUGCCAGGGGCCUGCAGAAGAUCUACCAAGCCUGUAAACUGAGCUUUGAGCAGCCGCACAUGCCGUUCAUGUCUGUCUACAACCUGGCUUUGGAGCAGGACCAGGAGCAGAGCUUGGGGGUUCUGCAGGCCUCGGGAACCCUGCAUGUCCAAAACUUCAUCCAGCCGCUGGUGCAGCGCAAGUUCGAUCACGAGAAGAAGUGCAAGGAGCUGAAGGAUGUGUGGCAGCGCGCCCGUAGGAAGCUGGCGGAGGCCGAAAGCAACCUGCGCAAAGCCAAGCAGGUGUACCAGACGCGGUGCGAGGAGUAUGACAAGGCCAAGGGGGCGGCCAGCCGGGCCGAGGAGGAAGGUGGUGGCUCGGCGGCCAAGACGCUGGACAGGAAGCGGAGGCAUGAGGAGGAAGCGCGUGGCAAGGCGGAGGAGGCCGAGGCCACUUAUCGCACCUGCGUCGCCGACGCCAAGACCCAGUACCAGGAGCUGGAGGACACCAAGGUCACCGUGCUGCGGCUGAUCCAGGACGUCAUCAGGCAGAGCGACCAGGCCCUGCGAUCCGCCACCGUGUCCUACUGCCAGGUGAUGCACCUGCAGACGGUGGCCCUGCCCGUACACUACCAGGCCCUCUGCGAGAGCAGCAAGCUGUACGAGCCGGGCCUGCGGUACGCCGCUUACGUCGAAGGGCUCUCGGCCGCCGAGGAGUCGGAGGUGCAGUACGACUUCGAGCCGUACGUCUCCCCCAUGCAGUCUGCCAAACCCUGCACUGACAGCAUGAACGCAGAGAGCCAUGACGGUGCUGAAUCCUCGAGCCCGGUGGGUCGUGGCGAAGGCGUUUCCGCUGCCGGCAGUAAGCAGAAACACGGGCGGGGCCACCAGCCCAACAAAUCGUGGCCUACGGUACUGAACGACACGGACAGCAUGGGUGACCACAGCGGUUUGGGAUCACCCACGAGCAGCACAGGGGAUGUCAGGAUGGUUCCCAGGACCCUCUCCAGUGGGACCAUGUCUUCCACGGAGGAGCUGGAUGACAAAGAGAACAACAUUGUGUCUUUUGAACACAGCAUGAACGGCAUCGAACCCGAGAUCGCGACGCCAACGGGGCCGUUCCGCAACGUGGGCCUGUCCAAGGCUGCGCAGACGCACCGACUGCGCAAGCUGCGCACGCCUGCCAAAUGCAGGGAGUGUGACAGCUACGUGUACUUCCAGGGGGCUGAGUGCGAGGAGUGUCUGCUGGCCUGUCAUAAGAAGUGCCUGGAGAGCCUGGCCAUCCAGUGUGGGCACAGGAAGCUGCAGGGGCGCCUUCAUCUCUUCGGACGGGACUUCAACCAGAAUGCCCACUGCAGCGCUGAGGGCGUCCCCUUCAUCAUCAAGAAGUGCAUCCUGGAGAUGGAAAGCAGGGCGCUGAAGAUGAAGGGUAUCUACAGGGUGAACGGGGUAAAGACACGCGUGGAGAAGCUCUGCCAGGCCUUCGAGAACGGCAUGGAGCUGGUGGAGCUUUCGCAUGCCUUCCCGCAUGACAUCAGCAACGUGCUCAAGCUGUAUCUGCGGCAGCUACCGGAACCUAUCAUGCCGUUCCAACUCUACAGCCGUCUGAUGGGUUUAGCCAAGGAGAGCCUGCAGGCAGAACCUCCUGAUAGAGAGGAACCUGGGAAGGGCCUGGUGGACCUGGGCUCAGAGACGGACUCCGACCUCCUGCUGCUCGUGGACAAGCUGCGGGAUUUGGUGAAGGAGCUACCGCGGCCAAACUUGGCCAUUCUGCGCUACAUCGUAAGCCACCUGCGAAGGGUGGCGGCGUUGGAGGAGCACAACAAAAUGAGCCCCAGCAACCUAGGCAUCGUGUUCGGGCCCACGCUGAUGAGGCCGCGGCCCACUGGGACCACCGUCACACUGUCCUCGCUGGUCGACUACCCGCACCAGGCCCGCAUCGUGGAGAUGCUCGUGGUCUUCUACGGCUUCAUCUUUCCGGUCGGGUCUGGUGACUCGAGUCAGCCCACCUCCCCGAUCCACAGUCACGUCACAGAUCCAUGCGGCAAGCUUCUGGGCCGCUCUGACUCCUGUGAGCGAUUCCUGGACUCGGACGGUGACCCUAAACCGGCAGGAGGAGGAAGCCAGGGUGAUCGCCACAGUCCGGAUGGACAGGAGAAGGUGACGUUCGCCGUGGGUGACCCGUCAAGUCCCACGGGAAGCAGGGACCCCCCUGGCCAGCCCCCCGUCUCAGGCAGCGACCCCCACUGACGAUGGACUCUGGGGAAGCUGAAGAACCUGCCUCCUCCUCGGAUGAGUGUGAAGUCACAUCGCCUGUGGCCUGUACUACGAAGCCGGGUUACUGGCUUAUCGGGGUAACUUGUUGGAUUUAAGGUACCACAGUUUAAAUGGACUUCAUAUUCGUUCACUUACAUUUUGCCAAGACUACCUUAAAUCCGGCAAGUUACCCCAAUAAGCCCGUAACCCCGCUUCGUAGUACAGGCCACUGGCCCCAUGCCUCUGUGGUGUGACGCGUAUGAGGUGACUGUGACACAGGAUUAGGGGAUCCGUGCUCAUUUUAGAGCUACCUGACAGUUACCAGUGACUUACGCAUUCAUAGCUCUUCUGUCUGCUUAUCUUCCGCACCUAGCAAUUUUUUUCCACAUGCCUAUAUCCAUCCAUCUUCCAAAACCAUUUAUUCAGGACGGGGGAAUGUGUCUGGAUCUCAGGCAGCACGGAGGACACCCCAGGCGGGAUGCCCGUCUUUCUCAGGACCCACGCUGUUCAUACCACAAGGACAGUGUGGAGACAGCGAUUUGAUCAUCCCUGUGAUUUUGGACAGUAAGAGAAGUCACACUGGGGGAAAAUGCCAAGACUGAACAUACGGCUCCAGGCAGGCGGGGUGGACACCACAGUGCCCAGUCACACAUCCCAGUGUCACACAUCCCAGUGUCACACAUCCCAGUCACACAUCCCAGUGUCACACGUCUCACAAAUACUCCUUAGAGAACAGAAACAUUCUGUCAUACACCUUCACAGCAACACUUUACUUCACGGGGCACAAAUAAUAAUAAGUAUUAUGCUACUACUUAUGCAUUCAUUAACCACAAACUAAAUCUUAGUUACAUACUGAUAUCAUGAUAAUUCAUUAAUGAAUCAUAAGAUGUUUUAUCUUGGGCAGUUACUGUAUUUGUUACUGUACUGUAAAUCCUGUGAACUACUGAACUUACUAAAGAACAAGGAACUUCUGAAGGAACAAAUAACACAAGUGAAAUAUUGAUCUCAUGUUUGUUCAUCAUUAAUGAAUUGUGACAUUUUUAUCUCAAGUAGCAACUAUAUUUGUUCAUGAUUUGUACAGCAGUAGUAAAUGAUUUUAUUACUAAGUAUCUGUGCCCUUUCAUGUAAAGUGUUAGCAUCAUCCCAAUGCCCUGCCAAAGGAAAUCCGGUCUUUCCCCCUAAUAAUCCUAGAGGCAUUGUUAGGUACCGAGUAAAACCAUUGUAGUCUUGGCCUUUUCUGCAGUUUGUGUGGUUGUAAGGAGCACAGGAGGCAGAAGAAGAAUGUUUAUACUACAACUGCAAAAAGACAGUACUUCAAGUAGAAAAAGCCACGCUCCGCUUACCGAUUUCAUGCUGCUAGGAUGUUUUUCUACCAGUGAUAUUGACUCUGUCACUAGUGUGUACCCAUUCACCAGUAUGAACUUUGAUAAGGUGUUUUCAUUGGUUCCAGUGAUGAUUCACGUCUAUUGGAAGCUGUAAUGUCACUGACUUGUAAUAUAUAUUUUUUUGUUUUUAAAUUUCAUUCAUCAUAAAA